UAGCAGACCCGCAGGUUAGCGCAGUCCAACCCUCACGCCGCUAAACAAGGCCCGGGGAUAGGCCGCCGGUUGGUCCGGUCGUCUAAACAUCGGUCAGCCUCAGGGACGAAUUGCAAGGGAAUCCUAUCUACCAGUCAACAAUACAUAGACAUGAGCCCGCAUAUUGGUUUCAGGGUCCAUCGGAACUCCUGCCUGCUCUAGGCUUAAAUAUGACGAGAACGAAUCCCCCUUGAGAAUCUCGUCAUGUCAUUUCCCUGCAUCCUUCCACAAUGGGAGCCCAAUUCUCUCAGUUCUUCCCCCCUCGGCCGACCUUCACGCCCGAUGAGUUCCCCCGGCAACCUGGCAAGGUCGUCCUGAUCACCGGCGGUGCAUCAGGCAUUGGCUUCGAGCUAGCCAAGAUGCUUUACCGCAAAGGCGCCAAAGUCUACAUAGGGGGGCGCUCGGAGGCUAAGGCCCAAGCUGCCAUACAAGCCAUCCAGCAAGCCGUGCCCCAGACCGAGGGUGAAAUCAGCCCCGGUACUCUGGAGUUUCUUCCACUACAUCUCGACGACCUCACCACCAUCAAGGCCACAGCGGACGCCUUCCGAACGAAAGAAUCCAAGCUGGAUCUGCUAUUCAACAACGCAGGCGUCUCCCAGCCCCCGGUGGGCAGUGUCUCCAAGCAGGGCAUCGAGCUUCAACUCGCAACCAACUGCCUAGGUCCCUUCCUACUUACCCAACUUCUAACCCCCCUACUCGAGGCCGCAGCGGCAUCAGAUCCCUCUCCUACCGGUUCCGCCCGCGUCAUCUGGACAAGCAGUCAAGUCGCCGAGCUCUCCGCACCCCCCGAGGGAAUCAUCAUGUCAGAGCUGACGAACCCACCCCAGGACGUGGUCCGCAACUAUGUCACCUCCAAGCUAGGGAACUGGUUUCUGGCCGUGGAAAUGGCCCGACGGUACGGCGCACAGGGGAUUGUUAGCGUCGCGCAGAACCCAGGCGCCGCUAACACGAAUCUUCUCCGGAACGCGCGCUGGAUGAAGAUUCUCUCCUGGCCGCUACUGCAUAGUCCAUCUUUGGCUGCUCACACGGUGCUCUACGCCGGGUUGUCUCCGGAUCUGGGCCUCGAAAACAACGGCGCCUAUGUCAUUCCCUGGGGGCGGAUUCAUCAGACGGUAGCGCCGAACUUGCUGAACGCGAUGAAGACGCAGGAAGACGGGGGAACGGGACGCGCAAAGGAGUUCUGGGAGUUUUGUGAGGAGCGCACAAGGGACUAUUUGUAGUGAUGUGGGAAUCCUACUUGUU
Aspergillus ibericus CBS 121593 is the source of this 1281-nucleotide messenger RNA. Its product is annotated as NAD(P)-binding protein. The coding region runs from base 270 to 1259 and encodes 329 amino acids. The transcript has a single exon. NCBI's taxonomy places the organism in Eukaryota, Fungi, Ascomycota, Eurotiomycetes, Eurotiales, Aspergillaceae. The record is from RefSeq and is a predicted model, not a curated record.